UUGCCUCCAGCAUGCCCCGCCACCCGCAACGCCAGCCUCUGCUGCUGCUGCUGCUGCUGGCGCUACUGGCUGCGGGCUCUGCGCGCGCAGGCUCCCUGGGCUGGGAGCGCUACAUGGGCUGGAGGGCCAGGGACGCGCCGCUCAACGACACCGACCUCGAUGGUGUGGCUGAAUAUUUAUUAGGACAAGAAGAAUUUGCUAAAAUACCACCACCAGUUGUUAGAACUCCAUUGGGAUCUUUGAGGGGCUCAGUUAUUGCAUCCAGAACUGGAAAACCAAUAUAUUCUUUCAGAGGAGUUCGCUACGCCCAGCCACCUGUUGGAAACCUCAGAUUCAAGCCUCCUGUUCCUAUAGGACCUUGGGAAGGAACAGUGAAUGCAACAGCAGAUGGUUUUGCUUGUCCACAAGAAGAGAACUACAUUAUACCAACUGAUGAAGACUGCCUAUUUUUAAAUGUUUAUACAACAAAGUUACCAAUGCAAGAUGCCAAUCCUAAGAGAGCUGUUAUGGUCUGGGUCCAUGCUGGAGGGUGGUAUGGAGGCACAGGGAACAGCGCAUUGCAUGGACCACAAUACCUUAUGGAUCAGGACAUUGUACUUGUCACAUUCAACUAUCGAUUGGGAGCUCUGGGUUUCAUUUCUACGGGAGAUAAAUAUCUUCCUGGAAACUAUGGAAUGAAAGAUCAAGUGCAAGUUUUACGUUGGGUGCAACAGAAUAUCUUAUCAUUUGGAGGUGAUCCGAAGAAAGUAACACUUGCAGGGCUCAGUGCAGGAGGUGCCAGUGUCUGGUUUCAUAUGGUUUCACCAAUGUCACAAGGACUUUUCCAUAAAGCAAUAGCGAUGAGUUCAGCCAUUAAUGCACAAGCUGACAUGAGUGUAUCUGGGGACAUGGAUCUAGCAAAGAGGCAGGCUGCUGCUCUCAAUUGCCCAUCUGAAACGUCCAAGCAAAUAUAUGAGUGCUUAAUGAAGUUACCUGCACAGACUAUUGCAUCUUCUCUCAAUAAACUGGGAGAUUGGGCAAUAGAUCCAGUUCUUAUAUUCUAUCCUGUUAUUGAGCCUGAUCUUCAUGAUAAAUCAGAACGUUUUCUUCACUGGAGAAUUGAUGAACUCAUGUUGUCUGGCCACUUCAGCCAUGUCCCAUUUCUGACUGGCUACACAAAAGAUGAAUUUUCAUGGAGAGCUUUGUCAAUCAUUAACAAUACUUCAUGGCGAACUGAAAUGCAAGAAAACUUUACUUCUGUGGCUCCUUUAGCUUUCAUGUACAAGAAAGAACACAAUUCUGCAUACAAAAGUCAAAACAUACGGAAUUUUUAUCUUCAUAACUUACCAAUAUCGGAAUUUGUUCUUGAAGGUCUUGGAAAUAUAUAUUCAGACUCAAUAAUCAACUUUGGUGUUGAUAGGGCUGCACGUAUAAUAGCAUCCACAAGUACUGAGCCAGUUUAUUUCUACAGAUUUUCUUAUCCAGGGCAGUACAGUUUUGUGUACUACCCAGGAACUUCAGUACCAUAUGGUGUUAUGCAUCAAGAUGACACCAUGUAUCUAUUUCAUGUGUCUGUUCUAUUCCCAUUUUUCAAUGAAGGUGCUCCAGAGAUACCAAUUCUUGAAAGACAUACAAAGAUGUGGGCAAAUUUUGUCAUACAUGGGAAUCCUACACCUCAUAAAGAUAUAGACAAAUUUGAAACGAAGUGGGAACCCUUUGAAGUAUCAGAUACAAAGUAUAUGGACAUUGGUGCAAGACUGGAACUUAAAACUGCACUUAAUCAAAAACGAAUGCUUUUAUGGGAUAAAUUGUUUCCUUUACCUCCAAAUUUUCAGCAUAGACCACAUCCAGAUGAACAUUCUUACAACUUUUAUAUUUAAUGUUUUGCUUUUGUGAAAACAUGCAGAAUGUGUGGUUUAUUUAUUUAUUUUCAGGGACUCAGUACACUUAACUCUUGAUGAACACAAUUCUUGUCAUUUUUAAAAUUUUGUUAAUUUGUUGUUACAUUCUGUUCUGUUAUAUGAAAGUUAUCUUUCCCAUUUUUGCAAAUGCUGCUAGCCAUAACUACAGAGCAUGUUAAUGCUAAUCUGUGAAAUAAUGCACAGUAUCAUAUGUUCACAAUAGUUCUCCUUCACAUCUGUUACUGUCUCUCCAUUUCUCCCUUUCCCACUCUUCUUUCAUACCUAUCACUCCCCUUGUCCUCCCGGAGCAUGCAUGAAAACAAUCUUUCCCACUCUCUCUUCUUCCAUCCAUGUCACUCCAUUGUCUUCCUUAUGCAUGCAUGAAAACAUUCUUUUCCAUUAUAAGAAAUUAAGUCAUCUGUACUGUCACAGGUUGCCAGCAUCUGUAUUUCAUUUUAAGAACUGGCAUAGCUUAUUAUUGUUUUAGUAAGUAAAGCUGUCCACAGCAUGAUGGAUAGGUUGAACAUGACAGUACUUUACUAGGCAGGUUUCUAUUAGAGGUGGUAACAUCUCAUCUUCCUCGAAUUUUUGAACUGACCUACCCAGCAAGUUAUUGGGGAACGUACAGUUUAAAAUGGAUUCGUAAACUGGGUCAAUUUCCCAUUUUACAUAUGUAGACAUUUUGUCCAGGAUAAAUGAGUGACAGAAGAAACCUAGCCGUGGACAGCUGACUCCAAAACUGAGGGUUUUUAUUUAACUCUAACAAAGCAGAUGUGUUUAUAGUAAUAAUUCAGUUAACUCUGAGCCAACCUUUGUUCAGUUAUUGCCAGAUAUAUUAAUAAUUUCCAAAAGUUGGAAGGCCUUGAAUGCACUCAUUACUCUACCAUUAGAAAUCUCAAAUAUAUCCCUGGUGCAUAAACUAUGUAACUUUCUAAACUUACAUGUUUUUAGUUAUCACUGCAUUUGAUGUAACCUUCAAGGUAGGAAAUAUUGACUAUUCAGACGCACAGUUCUCUGAAAAACAUUAUGUUUCUUAUUUUAGAGAAACUAGUGCUUUCUUUGGGGAUAUGGUGAACUGUACGUACAUUCAUUACAUUUUUGUACUGUACCUGGAAGAUUCUAAUCCACAUAUAAUACAAGAAAGACAGGUCUGUAGCAAUCAUGCAGCAAAGAAAGAAAGAUAUGACACAUGGACAUCAAACUUCCUGUGAUCAUGUGCAAAUUCUUCUCAUUGCCCCCAAUGGGUGUCAAAUAUUGCUACAUUAUACAGGGUAUUACAGAACGAUUUUUUUUUUAAAUAUGUGAGGAUGAAAUUCAAAUGCUUUGCAAUAGGGAACAUAUAGCCAGAAAGGUUUCCACAGAAGUAGGAUGUGUUUCAGCUUCUAUCACGUAACUACCAGGUGAGAUUCUCACAUCACAUUAUUGAACCACACAUCCUACCACAUUAUUUGAAUGGUAUAUGAACUUUCUGGAAAAUGCCUUGCCUGAACUUCUGGAGUGCGUUUGCUUGCAAUUGCUUGCUAGUUUUUGGUUUCAGCGUGAUGGUGCUCCAAGCACUUUGAUCAUCAGGCCACUGCAUAGCCCACAGAUGACUUCAGGUUGAGAGUAAUUGCAAGGGAAUGCCCAUCCCUUGGUCUGUGCACUUCCUUGACCUCACCCCUCUUGAUGUUUUUCUCUGGGGUUGUGUAAAGUUCUUGUGUACUCAACAAUUGUAGGAAGAGUAGCUGAGCUUAAUAGGCACAUCUUUACAAUAUUUGAUACCAGCUGGGGGGAACAUGUAGUCUUGGAGAGAAUUAGACAAAACAUGAUUCGCCAUUGCAUUUUAUGUCACAAAGUUGGUUGUCAAAACAUGUAAUCUAAAGUAGUGAAGCCACAAAUUCUGUUUAGAGUAUUUGAUUUUACUCUGCUGUUCUGUCAAUAACAGUUUUCCAGACUGUGGUAUUAUGGUGUUUCAUAGCCUACCGAGUACCAAGAAAGUGCAUAAUGCUGUAGAAGCUUUAUUUCAUAUUUACAGCUAUAGGUUGCAUAUUGCAAAAUGUUCUGAAUCAGAUCCUCUACAAUGUUCCAAAAUUUUAAACUGGCAUUCUGUACAUAGGUGAGGGAAUGUUAUUUGUAACAGUACAGAUAAAUGUAAUAUUAAAAACAAAUAGUUCUGGAAGUUUUUCUUAUGUAACAUUCCAUAUUCUCAGAAGUGAAUGCAAUAUCAAAGAAUAAACACCAAAUAAUAGUGACAUUCCAUUUCUUGUAGAAUUUAGACUGGAAUAAGUAACAAAGUUUCAAAGUGAUUACACAACAAACAAAAUUGUAAAACAAGAAAAACAAUCAUAUUUCAGUUGGCUCAAAUAUAUGUUUCAAACUCAA
This is a messenger RNA of Schistocerca americana (American grasshopper), 4241 nucleotides long. Its product is annotated as esterase E4-like. The transcript has 11 exons. The record is from RefSeq and is a predicted model, not a curated record. Bases 12 to 1859 code for a protein of 615 amino acids. NCBI's taxonomy places the organism in Eukaryota, Metazoa, Arthropoda, Insecta, Orthoptera, Acrididae.